Molecule: messenger RNA, 1344 nt
Organism: Didymosphaeria variabile
Lineage: Eukaryota; Fungi; Ascomycota; Dothideomycetes; Pleosporales; Didymosphaeriaceae
Gene: DHH1
Product: DExD/H-box ATP-dependent RNA helicase dhh1
Exons: 2
Coding region: 1-1344 (447 amino acids)
Biological process (GO): cytoplasmic stress granule assembly; P-body assembly
Cellular component (GO): cytoplasmic stress granule; P-body
Molecular function (GO): mRNA binding; ATP binding
Source: RefSeq, a predicted model, not a curated record
AUGGGUAUAUUCGAAGCAGGGUUUGAGAAGCCCUCACCCAUCCAAGAAGAGACCAUUCCGGUUGCCCUCACCGGCCGAGAUAUCCUUGCGCGAGCGAAGAACGGUACCGGAAAGACUGCGGCUUUCGUCAUACCCACCCUCGAACGCGUCAACCCGAAGAGCCCGAAGACGCAAGCACUCAUCCUUGUACCCACCCGAGAAUUGGCCCUACAGACUUCGCAGGUAUGCAAGACGCUAGGUAAGCAUCUUGGCAUCAAUGUCAUGGUUUCGACUGGUGGCACGGGCCUAAAGGACGAUAUUAUCCGUUUGUCUGAGCCUGUUCACAUCAUUGUCGGCACACCGGGUAGGAUUUUGGAUCUGGCAGGAAAGGGCGUAGCCGAUCUGUCCACCUGCCAGACUUUUGUCAUGGACGAGGCUGACAAGCUUCUGUCACCUGAGUUCACUCCAGUCAUAGAGCAGCUGCUUGGGUUCCACCCCAAGGACCGGCAGGUUAUGCUCUUCAGUGCCACCUUCCCCAUCGUAGUGAAGAGCUUCAAGGAUAAACACAUGAACUCUCCGUACGAGAUUAAUCUUAUGGACGAGCUCACUCUGCGCGGAAUUACGCAAUACUACGCUUUUGUCGAAGAGAAGCAGAAGGUCCACUGCCUGAACACGCUGUUCAACAAACUUCAAAUCAACCAGUCGAUCAUCUUCUGCAACUCUACCAAUCGUGUUGAGCUGCUCGCGAAGAAGAUCACUGAGCUUGGAUACUCUUGCUUCUAUUCGCAUGCCCGCAUGCUUCAGCACAACCGUAACCGCGUCUUCCACGACUUCCGCAACGGUGUCUGCCGAAACCUUGUCUGUUCUGAUUUGCUUACCCGAGGUAUUGACAUCCAGGCUGUCAACGUUGUGAUCAACUUUGACUUCCCGAAGAACGCCGAGACGUACUUGCACCGCAUCGGUCGCUCCGGACGAUUUGGACACCUGGGUCUCGCUAUCAACCUGAUUAAUUGGGAGGAUCGCUUCAACUUGUAUCGCAUUGAGCAAGAGUUGGGCACUGAGAUUCAGCCGAUCCCGCAGGUCAUCGAGAAGAAGCUGUAUGUCUACGAGACCCCCGAGAACAUUCCUCGCCCCAUCUCGAACUCCCAGCGCAAUGCGCAAGGCCAGGAGCAAGAUGGGGCUGUUGCCCGCAACAACCAGAACGGCCGCGGCAACUAUCGCGGUAACCGUGGUGGCGGACAGUUCCAGGGUCAGCCUCGUGGUGGCGCCGGUCGCGGACCUCCGAACCAGCAGAACCGCCAGAAUAACCAGAACGGCCACAACCCGCAGCGUAACGCUCGUCCCCAGCCCGCCGGUCCCGCAUAA